Messenger RNA from Chondrus crispus (carragheen), 1155 nucleotides. Its product is annotated as G-patch conserved protein. The transcript is spliced from 2 exons. Lineage: Eukaryota; Rhodophyta; Florideophyceae; Gigartinales; Gigartinaceae. The record is from RefSeq and is a predicted model, not a curated record. The coding region runs from base 1 to 1155 and encodes 384 amino acids. Gene Ontology annotation, molecular function: nucleic acid binding.
AUGAGACAAAGUUAUCUCCACCGUCAUCAGCCGCACCGAAACGAGAGGCACGAAUACCAGUGCCACCCGCAAGCGCCGAAAAGGAAGAGAUGGGUAUCUGACGCCGCUGCCGUUGUGGUAUCCCGACCCCGUGAACAAGCUUCGCCUACCCCUCGGCCUCUGCCCGCGUUUGAGGCGUGUCCGCCUGAGGCAUGCCCGCUCUCCAUGCGCGCCAACUGGGCGCUCGUCGAAGCGCACGCCCUGUUCGCGUACCGCCACUUCAAAUUGAACCCUGCGCCCUCGACGACAUACACCUGUCCCCCCAUGUGCGGUUCGAAGACUCGUCUGGCAAUGCAUCGCGCCGCGGAGGUGCUAGGGUGCCGCUCCGUGUCGAACGGCAAGGGAAGGGAGCGGCAAGUCGUGCUGACGUGGACGAAGGACGGCGUCUUUCCUAUCGGUGAGCUCUCUGUUAUUCUGGCCGUGCGCGUCGUGCUUGUGGGCCUGUUCAUCGACUGCGCAAAGGGGAGGAAAGGCAAUGCCACGGUUAAGAAAGCCAGGAGAGAGGCUCGUAAAGCGAGAAGGAAAGAGGAGAGGCUAGAGGCAGCAACGAGGGUGGCGGACAAGGGCACGGAUGUGGUGGUAGAUGAGGCGGUAGAAAAGUAUUGGCAAGAAAUGUUGCAGCCGAAUCUGAUGUGUUAUGAUGGGGCGAAGGCACCGGGGCAAAGGAAGAAGGAGAAGAAGGCGAAGAAGAAGGCGAAGAAGAAGGCGAAUAAGAAGGCGAAGAGGAAAGCGAAGAGGCAGACGAUGGCAGGGAAAAUGAUCGAGGUGCCCGAGCAAAAUGAUCCUGUGCGGAAUGGAGUUCCCCUUCCUUCGGAGUAUGGGCCUGGGUACCCAGACGCACAUCCGUUUUUCGAGCGGUGGGAUCCGGGCACGUAUCAGCUGGUAGACGGAUAUGCUACGCACGCGGCUUUACGCGGCGGCGAGCAACGCAGACGGAAGGCGAGCCAAGCGGGACCAAGUGCUCGGCCCUUGGCAAGUUCGAAUCGAGGAUUCGCGAUGCUGGAGAAGAUGGGGUGGAAACAAGGAGAGGGGCUAGGCACGAACAAAGAGGGUAUGACGGAACCUCUCGAACCCCAACAACGCUCCAAACGCACGGGCUUGGGGGUUGGUCGAUAG